ACAGCUGAGUUUGUUUAUUUUGGUAUUGUGUUGGAAAAAUUGAAAUAUGUCGAGUGAGGAAAAGAAAAAAAGAGGCAAAAAUUUUACGGCGGAGGAGGAACAAGUGCUCAUGGAACUCCUCGAUGAAAGAAAGAAUAUAUUGGAAAACAAAAAGUCGGAUGCGGCUACGUGGAAGCAGAAGGAGCAGGCCUGGGAGGAAAUGGCAGACACCUUUUAUACCAGAACAGGCAUACGCCGAGAAUGGAAGGCGUUACGGGAUAAGUUUAUAAACAUGAAACGAAGGUCCAAACUCGAACUGGGGGACGACAAGAAUCACAGCCUUCGCAGUGGCACAGGAAAGUAUAUUGCUUUAAUGGGUGAAUCAACUGCAGGCUUGGGCAAACAAUUCGACAGCGACUCGUCCAAUGUGCCAAAUGAUAUCAAUUUCGAAGGAGACGAUGAAAUGUUUGGAAGUUCCACGGAUACACACGACAUCCGCAAUCGGAUCGAACAUAAAGAUGUCAGAGCAAAUAUGAGCUCCGACUGGCCGAGCAUGAAUCCAAGAACACUGCGCAGCUUGGAUGAGGAGAAGAUUAAGCUAGUGCUGCUUCAGCAAGAAUUUUAUAAAAGUGAAAACCAACGCGCGCAGGAAAAACAUAAUCACGAAAUGCUCAAAGAGAAGAUAAGGCUGGACCAAGAAGUUCAAGAGGGAAAGCUACGAAUCGAAAUGAUGGAAUUGGAAAUACUUGAAAAAAGAGCCAGACUAGAUUUAUAAUAGAUAGAAUUUCAGGCUUAGUAACUAUGAAGACUAAACGACUUCGGAUUGCCGGAGAUAGAAUAUCCUUGCGGAUACUAAACCAUUCUUAGUGCAAUCUGGUUAACCUAAAUAGGUUAACUGCUAUUUUUGGCUCAAAGCAUCAUACCUUUUAUUAUCAAGUUAAUAUUAUUAUUUAAAUUACACUUUCGAUAGCAAGACAAUAUAAAUUUUAUAUAUACGACCGAUCGUUUCUAUAACAGUUUUUUGCUAUAGAAAUCUGAGUCGGCCGAUUGCGACAUUAUAAUGUACCGGUUAUCAGACGCAUUGGCUUAUAAUUUCGUUAAUC
Molecule: messenger RNA, 1082 nt
Organism: Drosophila arizonae
Lineage: Eukaryota; Metazoa; Arthropoda; Insecta; Diptera; Drosophilidae
Source: RefSeq, a predicted model, not a curated record